Emiliania huxleyi CCMP1516 is the source of this 912-nucleotide messenger RNA. RefSeq lists its product as hypothetical. The record is from RefSeq and is a predicted model, not a curated record. The transcript has 2 exons. NCBI's taxonomy places the organism in Eukaryota, Haptophyta, Isochrysidales, Noelaerhabdaceae. The coding region runs from base 1 to 912 and encodes 303 amino acids.
AUGUCCGUCGCGUCGGCGAGCAUUCUCUCACUUGCCGCCGCGCUUCUGCAGAGCCUCAGCAACGAGUCGAUGGUGCAGCAGCUGUCGCCUCUCGAGACGGACAUGUGCAGGAGGGGCGUUCGGGACGAGAGCGGAACGGCGUGCUGCGCAGCGGAGUGCGGUGCUUGCCGGGGCCGGCAUGGUGUGGGAAGCCGCUGCGCUUCGCGACAGGGCGGCCCCGAGCGUUGCUGUCCCCACAAAUUUGGGACGGCGUGCCGCUCUCGCGACGACGUGGCUUGCCACCUCACCAAUCUCGUCGACUUUCCGCAUGAGCCCCGCUGCAGCUACCAGCCAUUGCACUCGGCGGGGCCACGCACGAUAGCAAAGUCUGCCGAGUCGUGCGCGGCGCGAUGUCGCAAGCUGCCCGGGUGUGCGUACUGGUCCUGGUGGCAGGACCACGGCUGCCACGUUUCGGCGCGGAGCUCGAACAAGGUUGUCACCAAGGAGGCAGUGUGCGGAGUGCCGGCCGAGCGGGCCUGCCGCUUUCAGCCAAGCCGCGGGAGCCUUCUGCUGAGUAACCUGUGGGGCCAGACGCGCGAGUCGACCGCUUCAAAGUGCGCAACGCGGUGCAGCGAAACGCACAACUGUGCCUUUUACACUUGGAACCCGAACGACGCGAGCUGCAACCUAACAGACAAGCGGGCGAGGAAGAUGAGCCACUUUGCCGUCCCGUCCUUCUGCGGAGCCGUCGAACAGAGUGCGUCCAAUGCAAAGGAGGAGGAGAGUAAGAAGCCAGCUGCGAAAGGGAUGUGCGAGAAAGGAAUCGCCGACCCAAAGGGCGCAGUCUGCUGCUCAAAAGGAUGCGGCAAGUGCGGUGGGGGCGGGUGCAAGAAGAGGGAUGGCGGCGCAAAAAAAUACGAUAUUUACGAUUGA